UAGUGAAAUAGUUAGUGAAACUAGAAUUAGAUUUAACGUCAAUUAAUAAUUUUACAGAAAAAUUAAAAUAUCUUUUAACGUUUAAUCUCAUUUUUGGAACCAAUGUUUAACCAAUUCAUUACGUAGAAUAGAGCAUUGCAUAUUUUUUUUUUUUGAUCAAACUUUUAUCAUGAUGUUUUGUAAAUUAUAGGAUAUAAACAAGAAAAAUACCUCAUAUAGAGUACCAGAAGUUUAUUUAACAAUUGCUGCUUUACAUUGAAUAGUUUCGAAUAAAACUGUUAAUGUGAGAUACGAUUGAUAUGUAUUAUAUGUGCAUUAGAUAGGUUAGCAGCACUUAAUAAUUUUUUCAUGCGUCUAUGUUAAAUACAACAUAUUAAAAUCAAUUAUAUUAAAACACAACUGUUUUCGUGCAAGAUAAAAAAAAUCGGAAAAAUUGAGAAAAAAUUCAGCAUCAUUGUUGGAAAGCAACAGAUUAGAAUAAUUUAAAAUGUACAUUUAAAAAACAAUAUACAUAUAUUUUAGCUUUUUUUUAGCUCAAAUUUAAAUAAAUUUUUACACUGUUAAAAAUUUAUUGUUUAAAUAAUGAAUAUUGACUUGGACAAUAAUGAGCCAAUUGAAAAAAGAAUUAAAUUUAAUGAAAUAGAAAAUGAUUCAUUCAAUAUUUUAGAUGAUAAAAGUAACAGAAAUAAAAAUCCUGAAUGUCAAGAAAAGACAGAUUUUACAGAUAACGAAGAUGAAAAUAUGCCAUUAAGUAAAGAUGAUGAUGACGAUGACGAUGAUGAUGAUGAUGAUGAUGAUGAUAGCUUAUUUCCAUUUCCUCCAGAUAGUGAUGUUACAGACAUGUUGGAAGGAGUAAAAUAUCAUGGAUUGUUUCCUACAAUUACAGAUCGUUAUUUUACUGCCUAUUACAAAUUAGAUGUACAAAGUUAUACAGAUGAUAUCUGUAUUUUAAUGCAUAGUAAUCGAAUUUGUAUGCUUACUCUUGCCCCAAGUCAUGCAAUUCUUCAAGAUGAUAAACAAAUAACAAAAGUAGAUUUUAAAGUUAGCAAUAAAUUAGAUAGAGUUCAGAAUAAAGUUUCUGGUAAGAGCAAACACGGUGCUCAACCUUUACAAAUGAAUUCCAAUAUUUGUAAAAUUACUUGUUCAGAUGAAAAACCAUAUAUUAUAAAAUGUUGUUUAAUUGGCAAAUUGGUAGAAGUAAAUGAAACAUUAAUACAAAAUCCUAAACUCUUGUUAGAACCUCCACAUAAAGGAGGCUAUUUAGCUAUAAUAUUGCCAAAUAUAAAACUUUUAGACAAAAUGAAAGAAUCUUUAUUGACUCAAGAACAAUAUAACUUGAAAAUGUUAGAGCGACAAAGUACUGCAAAUCACUUGGAAAAGUCAAAAAUAUGUACAUCGGAUACUUCAUUAAAAGAUGAUAUAAAAAUAAUGAAUAAAAAAAGUCAUUUAAACUCUGAUAAAAAUCAAAUUAUAUUGUCUAAUAUAAGCUGAUUUUAUUUGAUCAAAUAGCAUUAUACAUAUUUGAUUUAAAUUUCUAAUAAGUAAUAAAAAAAUUUAUUUAUAUUUUAUUACAAUUAACAUUUCAGAAUGACAAUUUUAAUUAUUACUGUUUACAUUUUAUAAUGCUGUAAUCUUUGGUAUAAUCUUCAAUUCAUAAAUUUAGAAUAUUAAAAAAUGGUUUUAUUUAAGUUAUGUAUUUCAGUGGAUUAUAUUAUCAACAAUACUAAAAAUUAUUAUGUGAUAAAGAUUGUAAUUGAAAUUCAAUAUUGUCUUAUGGCACCAAACAUAUAAUUAAAAUUAAUUAUUUAGUUUACUGGAA
Molecule: messenger RNA, 1819 nt
Organism: Frieseomelitta varia
Lineage: Eukaryota; Metazoa; Arthropoda; Insecta; Hymenoptera; Apidae
Product: protein Abitram
Exons: 3
Coding region: 583-1491 (302 amino acids)
Biological process (GO): regulation of actin filament polymerization; dendrite morphogenesis; regulation of filopodium assembly
Cellular component (GO): dendrite; nucleus; lamellipodium
Molecular function (GO): actin monomer binding; actin filament binding
Source: RefSeq, a predicted model, not a curated record